Ctenocephalides felis (cat flea) is the source of this 732-nucleotide messenger RNA. RefSeq names its product homeobox protein Hox-B6b-like. Gene Ontology annotation, cellular component: nucleus. NCBI's taxonomy places the organism in Eukaryota, Metazoa, Arthropoda, Insecta, Siphonaptera, Pulicidae. The coding region runs from base 1 to 732 and encodes 243 amino acids. The record is from RefSeq and is a predicted model, not a curated record. Gene Ontology annotation, biological process: positive regulation of transcription by RNA polymerase II. Gene Ontology annotation, molecular function: DNA-binding transcription factor activity, RNA polymerase II-specific; RNA polymerase II cis-regulatory region sequence-specific DNA binding. The transcript has 4 exons.
AUGGAUCAAUUGAUCAACUACCCUCACAUGUUUUACCAAACCGCCCAAUACAUGCAUUUGUCUGCAUAUGAAGGAAUUUCACCACAAAAUCAAGAAGUCAAAUCCAACCAUCAGCAAUCUUAUUGCUUGCAAAGAUAUCUACAAGAACUUCAACCAAUUAUAAAUGAUACUGCAGAAAAUUAUUAUAUAAACCCAAUUUCCAAAUCUAAUUUUUAUCGCAGUGAAUCUUUACGAGGUGGUGACAAUAAUGCACUAAAUUGCCAGAAUGAAAACGAAACCAUCAUUUCUACGAGUGAAUUAAAAGUAACACCAGUUGAACCAACUACUUUGUUAGUUAAUGAUAAUAUUUCUUCAAAUAUAAACGAAGAACAAUCUAAUAAUUCAAAAUUUAAUAGUGCUAAUAAAAGGAAAUACAGUGCCUACGCUAAAAUCGCAGACAACGUCUAUGCAAAACUUCAAGACAAUCUAGAACUAAAUGAAUGUAUGGACACGGCAAAGGCGAAGACCAGGGCGCAAGUAGCACCGCGUAAAGAACGCACUGCUUUUACAAAAGACCAAAUCAAACAAUUGGAAGACGAAUUCAAAUUUUGCAAUUAUCUCACACGUCUUAGAAGAUACGAAAUUUCAGUAGCUUUGCGUUUAACCGAAAGACAGGUAAAGGUUUGGUUCCAAAACAGAAGAAUGAAGUGGAAAAGAACAAAAACAAAUUGCAGUGACAAUGGAGAUUUGUGA